AUUUUAGGUAUAACUUCAAAGAUGUCGGGACGCAGCAAUUCUCUUUUAUUCUUGAUUUUCUGUUCAUUGGGUGUUUUUUUCUCGUAUUUUUUCUACGGUAUUCUUCAGGAAACAAUACCUGAGUCUAAGGCGAAUUUAUCGUCCAAGGAUUAUGCUCUCUGUGCUCUGUGUUACAUUGGAGCCAUGUUCUGUAGCAAUGCUAGUCUUCGUUAUGUUAAUUACCCGACUCAAGUGGUCGGUAAAUCAAUAAAACCCAUUCCCGUGAUGCUUUUGAACGUCUUAUGGGCCCGAAAACGCUACCCUUUAAGAAAGUAUCUAUUUGUCGGCAUCGUCACCACCGGUGUUAGCCUCUUUAUGUAUAAGGGGGAUGUAGCACUCAAUUCGGAUGUCGGUUGUGGUUUUGGACGCGGCCAUCUCCUGCUGGUA
Molecule: messenger RNA, 426 nt
Organism: Hydatigera taeniaeformis
Lineage: Eukaryota; Metazoa; Platyhelminthes; Cestoda; Cyclophyllidea; Taeniidae
Source: the annotation of a GenBank genome assembly